Messenger RNA from Plenodomus lingam JN3, 483 nucleotides. RefSeq lists its product as uncharacterized. The record is from RefSeq and is a predicted model, not a curated record. Lineage: Eukaryota; Fungi; Ascomycota; Dothideomycetes; Pleosporales; Leptosphaeriaceae.
AUGUUCAGUUCGAGCACAGCUGAUGAUGCUCACGGCUGCCUAUGGCGGCACAGCUGGACAUGGACACAGAGGCCCAUCGAAGGCGUCGAUGGGCAUGCAAGGCGUAGUCGGAGAGAGAGGGAGGGAAGGAGAGAGAGAGAGAUCCGAGCGAGCACGACACAACGACGGCAUCAAGCAGAGGAGCAACGUACCUCCAAUCUGGGAAUGGCAGACAUGCUCAAGAUGGGAGCCAGUCAGCAUGUCUCGUCCUCAUCGGUAAGCACUCCAACCACGAUGCGUUGGCAGGGUGCUCGAGGGAUCCGGGCCGGGAAAGCGUUUUCACUUGAAGACAUGCUGCAUGUACAGGAAAGGAUGUCGUUGUGGAUGGGGGCGGGGAACAAGGAUGAGGAUGAGGAUGAGGAUGAGGAUGAGGAUGAGGACAAGGACAAGGACAAGGAUAAGACGGAGACGGAGGCGGAGACUGGGAAUGAAAGGGAAGAGUGA